Cyanidioschyzon merolae strain 10D is the source of this 1872-nucleotide messenger RNA. RefSeq names its product similar to trefoil factor. The transcript has a single exon. The record is from RefSeq and is a predicted model, not a curated record. Bases 1 to 1872 code for a protein of 623 amino acids. Lineage: Eukaryota; Rhodophyta; Bangiophyceae; Cyanidiales; Cyanidiaceae.
AUGAGACCAGGAGCAGGAAAAUAUCGCAACUUCGGCGAACUGUGUAAACAGUUGUUCGUCUUGGUCGCAGCUCUGUCGCUUGCUGUUGGGUGUGCCACGCUAGGGGCCGAAGCACAAUCGACAAUGACAGCGACUGCAACAUUGUCACCAACAAGUUCGGUGGCUCCAUCGGUGUCAGCGACGAUGACACCGACGCCGACGAUGACACCGACGCCGACGCCUACGAUGACACCGACUACAACAACGUCACCAACAAUCGUGCCGACGACGAUUUCCACCUCGAUUGCGAUAUCCGUUCAGAAUCUUUCUCUUUGUUUGGCCGUGGCGACGGAUUUGCAGAACGAUCUCGAGGCUCGCUUCAUAGGCCUGGAAGUGAAUGUUAGCGUGACUGAUAACUGCGACACGGUCUUCGGUUCGGGUACAUCAAGGCGCCUCGCCACCACAUUAGACAAGAGCAAUCCUCGUCUGGAACGAGCAUUGGUGCGCACUUCGGGCGGCAGUGUUGUGACCUAUGUGAUUAAGAUCUCAGGAGACACAUCCCUCGCCAGUGAACUGCAAAUUGUGCUUCAAACUUUCACCGACCUGCUUUCUACAAUUCUACCCUCUGGUGCGACACUUGCUAUUAUAACCCCGACACCGAGUGCAACGCCAACACCAGUUUGCACGAGUGAAAUCUGCGGUUCUCCGGGCCAGUACACAAACCAGGACGCUUGCGAGCAAGUCGGAUGCUGCUUCAACGCCCAGACGAACGCGUGCACCCUGAAGAGCGUCUCAGCGGCCUGCAGCGCUGUUCCAGUGACACAGCGCGUCCCCUGCGGCUGGAGCUAUAUCUACCCCGACGAGUGCACUGCGAUACCGGGAUGCUGCUGGCAGCCCACAGCGAACGGCAUCCUGGCACCCUGGUGCUACUACGACAUCAACCAUGCACCGCAGGCCUCUGUAGCGCUGCAGGAGGUGCAGGCACCGGUUCCCCUCUGCCCGUCACCGGGAGCGCAGCGCCAGCCGUGCGGCAACGCGGGCAUCAACCAGUUUACGUGCUAUGCCCAGGGCUGCUGCUACGACUCGCAGGCGCAGAACCAGUGGGUGCAGAACGGCAAGCAGCAGAGCGACUUUGAGUCGAACCCGUACUGCUUCCAGCCCGUGAAGACGUGCGCGGUGGGCGAGUUUGAGCGCCAGCCGUGCACGAACGCGGUGAAUCAGAACCAGCAGCUGAACAAUAACAUCAACAAUAACCAGUUUGUGCGUCUGCUGAACACGCUUCUGUACGGGGAGCAGCACGGGACGCAGCGCACGAGCUACUCGCCGCAGCAGUGUCUGGAGGCUGGUUGCUGCCUGGGGCUCAGCAACGAGUGCUUCCAGCCGAUGACCGAGUACGUGUGCCAGACCUACGGGUAUGUGUCGAACUCGCUGAGCGGCACGACCGGCAACGUAUCGAACUCGAGCUAUAUUCCGUGUGGCCCGGAGUGCUGCAACGCCGAGACGCAGAACUGCACGUACAACCCGUUCAGCAACAACAACAACCAGCAGCAGCAGCAGCAAUUGCAACAACAGCAGCAACAACAGGUGCUGCUGCCGUCGUUCUGUGUGUGCAAGGACCCUACGAAGCAGUGCGGGACGUACCUGAUCCCUUCGGAUAACCUUGUGAACAAGGUUCGUUGCUGCCGCGCUGACGAGGAGUGCAUCAACAACCAAUGUGUGGUCAUUAGUCCAACACCGACUCCGAGUCCCGUGGCUGUGACAGCGACACCCUCUGCGACGGUGUCUGCAACAGUCUCUGCGACGGCCUCUGCGACAGCUUCUGUGAGUGUAUCCGCGAGUGCUUCAGUUUCAGCUUCUGUGUCGACGUCUGCGAGCGCCUUCUCCACAGUGUAA